Uloborus diversus is the source of this 3210-nucleotide messenger RNA. Its product is annotated as vacuolar protein sorting-associated protein 41 homolog. The record is from RefSeq and is a predicted model, not a curated record. Bases 40 to 2631 code for a protein of 863 amino acids. The transcript has 23 exons. Gene Ontology annotation, molecular function: protein binding. NCBI's taxonomy places the organism in Eukaryota, Metazoa, Arthropoda, Arachnida, Araneae, Uloboridae. Gene Ontology annotation, biological process: vesicle-mediated transport; protein targeting to vacuole; endosomal vesicle fusion. Gene Ontology annotation, cellular component: late endosome; HOPS complex.
AAACAGAAGGGGUGGUGUCAUUUCGUUGCAUGUUAUGGUAUGGAGGCAGUGGAAGAUGAACCAAGUGCAGUUAAUGAGAUGGAAGAAUCGGAAGAAGAGACAAGUUCAGAUGAUACAGAAGAAGAGGAAGUUGAACCCAAGCUUUGCUAUGAACGACUUACAAAUGAUGUUCCAAAUAUUUUGAGAAAGGAUGCUGCUAGUUGUAUUUCUGUUCAUCCAAAGUUUUUAGCUCUUGGAACUCAUCUAGGAGUGAUUCAUAUUCUUGAUCAUCAAGGCAAUAAUAUUCGAAACAAAGAACUAUUGUUGCAUGUCACUACUGUGAAUCAGAUUAGCAUAGAUGAAAAAGGAGAUUACAUUGCUUCAUGUUCAAAUGAUGGAAAAGUUGCCAUUCAUGGACUUUAUUCUUCUGACUUUAGCACAUCUGUCACUAUAGAAAGACCUGUGCGAUCUGUUGCAAUUGAUCCAAAUUUCUCCAAGUCGAGUGGAAAUCGUAGAUUCAUUAUUGGUGAAGACAAGGUUGUUCUUUAUGAACGACAUAUCUUGACUGGUUACAAACCUAAUGUGCUAUACCAAGGAGAAGGUGCCAUACGAAAUUUGAAAUGGAAAGAACGAUUCAUUGUCUGGGCAAGUGACAAGACUGUUCGAGUGUAUGACAUUAAUUCAGGAAGAACCAUUACUGUUAUACAAAGAGAUCACGAUCCUUUGCUGAGAAGUGAUUUGUAUCGCUGCAAUUUACAUUGGAAAGAUGAUAAAACACUUCUUAUUGGGUGGGCCAAUACUGUUAAAGUGUGCCAAGUUGUGCCAUCUGAGGGCCCUAGAGCGUCUCUCACAACUUUAAAAGAUCAGGGGGGUCCACCCCGCUUUUAUGUUAAGAUAACAUCAAUUUUCAAUACUGAUUUUUAUAUAUGUGGUAUUUCAUCUCUUGGAGCUGCAAUAGUUGUACUUACAGUGAAGAAAACAGAAGAGCCUGUAAGUAUAGGAUCAAGACCUCAGUUGCGAGUACUUGAAUCUCAUGGGGAAAGUUAUACAUCUAUUCUCAGUGAUACACUUGUCUUGCGUGGCUAUCAAGAAUACAGGUGUAAUGAUUAUCAUUUAGAAAGCCUGUCUGAAGAAGGACUAUAUUUUAUAUUAAGUUUGAAAGAUUUUGUUGUUGCUAAACCUAGGAAUGAUGACGAUCAUAUAGCAUGGUUAUUGGAACAUGAUCGUUUUAAAGAGGCUUUGAAAGCUGUCAGUGAAAGCAAAAAUUUGAGAAAAUAUACGCUUUUGGAUGUUGGUAACAUAUACUUGAAUCAUUUAUUUGAGUUGAGACAGUAUAGUGAUGCUGCUGAGUUAUGUGGAACAAUAUUUGAAAAAAACAAAGAUGUUUGGGAAACAGGCGUAUAUCGUUUUGCUGAAUUAGGACAGUUGAGAGUGAUUGCACCAUUCAUUCCUACUGAUGACCUGGUUUUAGUUCCUGCAAUUUAUGAGAUGAUUUUAAAUGAAUUUUUACAGUAUGAUCAAAAAGGCUUCCUGAAUUUGGUUCGAUCUUGGCCAAGUCAUGUUUAUGAUGUUCCAACCAUAAUUACUGUUGUUUUAGAGCAACUUGCUUUGUUUCCAGACUCUAAACUACUGUUGGAAAGCCUUAGUGAAUUAUACAUUUAUGAUAAAAAGUUCGACAAGGCCUUCAAUGUCCUUAUAGAAAUUGGAAGCAAAGACAGAAUCUUUAAACUGAUACAAAACCAUAAUCUGUUUGGAAGUGUUCAUGACAAAUUAGAUACUCUAAUGGAACUCAAUCCAUCUGCAGCUACUAGUCUGCUUUUGAACAAUGUUGAAAAGGUCCCUGUCAAUCUAGUGGUUUCAAAGCUGAAAAACAAGAAGCAAUUAUUGUACGAAUAUCUACAUAAAGCCUUUUUGAAGGAUCCUACUUUGGGAGAGGAGCACCACGGAUUAUUAGUAGAGCUCUAUGCUGAGUAUGCACCUGAGCUUUUGCUACCUUUUCUUCGAACUUCUCACAAUUACUCACUUGAGUUUGCACUUGACAUUUGUCAACAAAGAAGUUUGAUUCAUGAAGUUGUUUUCCUUUUAGGUCGAAUGGGUAACACAAAACAAGCACUGGAGCAAAUUACAGAACAACUUCAAGAUAUAAAUCAGGCAAUACAGUUUUGCAAAGAACACGAUGACAAGGAGCUCUGGGAAGAUCUUAUUGAAAGUUCUUUGGAUAAACCAAGUUUCAUCACAGUUCUGCUCCAGAAUAUUGGGACCCAUGUAGACCCUAUUAUGCUGAUUCAGAAAAUACCCAAUGGCAUGGAAAUUCCUGGACUUCGAGAUUCAUUGGUGAAAAUUCUCCAUGAUUACACUUUGCAGGUGUCUUUACGAGAAGGUUGUAAAAAGAUCCUUGUUGCUGACUGUUACAGUUUGUUAGAAAAAUUAAAUAAGUUACAAAAGAGAGGAAUCUUAGUCAGUGAAAAUCAAGUAUGUCCCUUGUGUGAACGAAAAUUGUUUACAAAUGAUUCUCGCACUGGAGGUGAUGUCAUAAUUUUUCACUGCAAACAUGUAUUUCACGAAGAUUGUGUUCCAGUCAUGCAUCUGCAAAAAUGGGAAACCUGUACAAUCUGUAGUGCUCAAAAACGAGGCACACCUGGAAGUUCAUAGUGAAUAAAAAGGACUUUUCUAUUGUGAUUGUGUAAAUUUAAUACAUGUAUAUAAUAUUUUUUAAUUUAAUAAACUAUUCAACUGUUAAAAAAAGUAUUUGCAUUUGUUUUUACCUUACCUGCACACAAAAUAGAAUUUUAUUUCUUAGUGUUUGAUGAAGCUAAAUUAAAAACAAAUUCGUCAUAGUUUUAAUUUCAUUGACACAUCAAUGGUUAAUGACUAAUAUAUGUGAGGCUAAUUGGCUCUGUUUAAAAACUAUCUUCAAUAUUAAACAGUGCUGUCAACAGAAAUACUGCAUUUUAGAAAUGAAGCACUUGGAAAAAUUAUGCACUAUUGGAACCUCUUUAGGCAUCAAUGCAAUUCUUGACAUUUUAGUUUUAUCUGAUUAUAAGUUUAUUUUCAUCUGGUUUUAAAUGACUCAAAAUUAUGAGUAAUUCAAAAAUGAAAUCUUUUCAACACCUCAGUUUAACCCUAUUAAUAAUGAAAAGUUUUGGGGGAUGACUUGUUAAAUUUUAUCAACCACAUGCCUACUAAUUACCAUUACAAUGAUAUGGGUGCUUAUAUCAGCCUUUUGUUUCG